Messenger RNA from Ipomoea triloba (trilobed morning glory), 1581 nucleotides. Its product is annotated as myb-related protein 340-like. Gene Ontology annotation, molecular function: sequence-specific DNA binding; DNA-binding transcription factor activity. NCBI's taxonomy places the organism in Eukaryota, Viridiplantae, Streptophyta, Magnoliopsida, Solanales, Convolvulaceae. The record is from RefSeq and is a predicted model, not a curated record. Gene Ontology annotation, biological process: regulation of DNA-templated transcription. The transcript is spliced from 3 exons. The coding region runs from base 140 to 994 and encodes 284 amino acids. Gene Ontology annotation, cellular component: nucleus.
CUUUUUUCGCCCCCUUUGAAAAGUUGAUGAACUAACUAGUAAAUAGCAGACCGAUCUUGGAGACCUUAUAUACCUGUCUGUAUUCUUUCUACCUCCUUUAAUUCGUUUCUGUUCCUGUUCUAUUAAGCAUAUAUCGCCGAUGGCUUCUUCUCCAUCUAAAAGCUCAACAAGUAGUUGUUUGACAGUAGAGGAUAUGGAUGGCACAGAGCUUAGGAGAGGGCCAUGGACCCCUGAAGAAGACACUCUUCUCAUUCAUUACAUUGCUUGCCAUGGUGAAGGCAGAUGGAAUCUUCUUGCUAAGAGUUCUGGUUUGAGGAGAACAGGGAAGAGCUGCAGAUUGAGAUGGUUGAAUUAUUUGAAGCCUGAUGUUAAGCGCGGAAACCUCUCCCCUCAAGAACAGCUCUUGAUUCUCGAACUCCAUUCCAAGUGGGGCAAUAGGUGGUCAAAAAUUGCACAGUUUCUGCCAGGAAGAACAGACAAUGAGAUCAAGAACUACUGGAGAACCAGGGUGCAGAAACAGGCCAGGCAUCUGAAGAUAGACUCUAACAGCGCCGCGUUUCAGCAGCUGAUUCGGGGUUUCUGGAUGCCCAGGCUCAUCCAAAAAAUACAAGCUUCAUCCAUUCAACACUCUGAUGAGAUUCUCAACACACAAUCGAUAUCCCAGCAGGUCCCCGCCCCCGCGCCACACGAUUGCCAUCAAACCACAAUAAAUUCAGGCCUGGAGAACAACAGCUGCACCACCCCAAACCUUAAGCUUUCUGAAUGCCCCAAAACUGCAUUAUCCAAUGACCCCAAGUUUGAGCCUUGUCCAAAUGGUCAUCACCAGUAUUAUGCCAAUCAUGUCAUGGAUGGUUUUAGCCCUUCACCGUUCCCAGAAACAGGAGAGUUCAAAGAUGUGAUUGAUUAUGAUCUGCUUGGAACUGGAGGAGGAGGAAACAGUUUGAUAAUGGAUGAAUUUUUGGAUGAUAGCUUAUGGAGUAUGGAUAAAUUCUGAAGAGUUAGAUCUUUAAUUUAAUUAGUCAGCUUUCAAGAAAAAAGUGCCUGAGCUACUUGUGCUUGCUUGUUCAUGUAACCCCAACUAGAUACACAUUUUUUUUUCAAUUUCUUCCCAUCCCUUGUUAUUACACACAGAUAGAUCAGACAAACAGAGUGCUUCAUUCCCUCGUGCCUACACGGGCAUAAUUCACUAGUUCAGUAGACAGUAUUUAGGAGAAGAUGCCAAUGUUCGAAACUCGACAGCAAUAGUGUGGGAUUAUGCUCAAAUUCGGCAUAUCACUUGUACGCACCAGCAUUUGGCCCUGCCUACUGAGUCAUUGAAUUACCGUGAUUUACAUCCACCCGCAUACUCUAUUCCGUAAGGGUGUGAGGGGACCUUUUGGAGGAAAAAAAUAGUGCUUUCUUAGCUUUAUUUCUAGGAAUUAGAAAAUUAAAGCAGGUCAUGUUUUUUUGUGAUCACAAGGUUACUGUUCUUUGUCCAAUGAAAACAUAGAAUGAGGAAUUGUUGAUAGUGGGUUGAUAAUCUUAGACCUUUUUAGUCAAUAGGUGCAUGUAUGUGAUCUUAAUGAGAACCAUAUUUACUUA